Molecule: messenger RNA, 1308 nt
Organism: Fulvia fulva
Lineage: Eukaryota; Fungi; Ascomycota; Dothideomycetes; Mycosphaerellales; Mycosphaerellaceae
Product: Lipase B
Exons: 4
Coding region: 1-1308 (435 amino acids)
Source: RefSeq, a predicted model, not a curated record
AUGCGCCCUCAUGGGCUCCUUCUGGCCAUCCUCUCCAGUGUUGCCGUCGCGUCAUCGGUGAAGCCGGAAGUGGAUGUUGACAACAACGCACUCCUCGAACGGCGAGGCUUGAUCGGCGGUCUGCUCAAAGACCUCACACUGGUCACAAGCACGAUCCUCCCCACUACAAUUUCCGCCGCCAUCGGAAGCCUCUCCAACAUAGCAGCACUACAACCAACCAGCCUCAUCGAUCUUGCCACGAAUCUGGUCGAGGCUGGGCUGGCAGCUGAUAAGCUCGCUGAUGUGAUCGACUUCGUGCAAGGUUUUGCGGGGGAGGAGAAUAGUAUGAAUAACACCAAUGAACGCGAGCCUGAGUCUUCGAUUUAUCCGUUAGCGGGCUCUGAGGAUGCCCCGUACUCCAUUCCAGAAGCACAGUUACGUGCUGCCAUCCAUAUCCCCGCCACGUUCAGGUAUGGCGAUGGGGUGCAGCCGAUUGUGCUUGUGCCUGGUACGGGGAAUACUGGGUAUACUUCUUUUGCUGGCAAUUUUAUUCCGUUGCUUGUUAAUUCGAGUGUCGCGGAUCCGGUCUGGUUGAACAUACCAGGCUACCUCAACGGCGACUCUCAGCUCAAUGCAGAGUACGUCGCCUACGCAAUCAAUUACAUCUCAUCCAUCACUAACCAGAAAAUCGCCGUCGGCGCCUGGUCGCAGGGAGGUUUCAUCACGCAGUGGGCCACGAAGUACUGGCCAUCGAUCCGGAGCCAGAUCACCGACAUUGUAGCCUUCUCUCCAGACUACAAGGGAACGACGAUAUCCAAUCUGAUAACGAAUCUUGACGUUCCGUUCCCGAGAUCUUACUACCAGCAGGCAUUCAACUCGAGCUUCGUCAGUGCUUUGCGAGCUGGCGGAGGGGAUUCGGCGUAUGUGCCGACAACUACGGUGCAUUCGGGCCUCUUUGAUGUUAUUGUUCAGCCGCAGUCGGGGACGGAGGCUUCGGCGUUUUUGCGGGAUGAGAGGGGUGUUGGGGUGAGUAGCCAUGAAGUUCAGGAGAUAUGUUCUGGUCAGCCGGCGGGAGGGUAUUAUGGUCAUGCUGGCGUACUCUACAAUCUGAUCACGUAUGCGCUCCUCGUGGACGCUCUGUCACAUGAGGGUCCUGGGAGGGUCGAGAGGAUCUCGGAGGAUGUGUGCGAGGACUACCUCACGGCUGGAUUGAAUCUUGCAAGUCUGAAGUUGACGGAGAAUGCGAUCGUUCUCUCGGCUGUGACGCUUUUGUUGGAAGGAGGACCUCCCGUGACUGGAGAGCCAACCGUUCGAGAUUACGCGCUCUAA